AUGUAAUAAAAUUAAUUAGUAUAAACUGAAUCAAACUUGCUUCAAUAAACCUUAUCAGAUUAUCAAAAUCUAUCUCCUAAAUAUGCUAAAUAAAAUUAAAAAAUUACUUCUGUUUAAAAUCAAAAAUAACAAUUAUUUAGAAAAUUACAAUAAUUUCAUCGAAAUCAAAAGAUUUUUACAGAAUUUAAUUUAAUAUCUCAAUUACCAACUUAAAAGCUAAUUUCUAGUCCAAUAGAAGGUAGAGCUUUAUUAAAUAAUUUAAUAUUCCCAAGUAAUUCAAAAAUGAUACUAAGUCUCAUAGAUUUAAGAAAAGAUCAGAAUAUUUAAAAGGAAAAUUAAUUUUCAAAUAGAAAAAGAUUAUAUGCAUAAUCACAUCAAGAGUUUAAAAUAUAAAAAAAUGAAUUCAAAUCACAAGCUUAAAAUUUUAAAAUUCCAUUAAAUAAAUUGAACAAAAUUGGUUAAUAAGAUCAAAAUUUUUCAUAAUAACUUAGGCGUAGUAGAUACAUUUCAUUACAAAUGUUUCGUACAAAUUGUUAAUUAUUAAUAAAUGGAGCUUAAAGCAUUGUAACUAGUAGAGAUGCAACACCAAAAAAAAAAUGA
Messenger RNA from Paramecium sonneborni, 600 nucleotides. NCBI's taxonomy places the organism in Eukaryota, Ciliophora, Oligohymenophorea, Peniculida, Parameciidae. The record is from the annotation of a GenBank genome assembly.